UAUUUCUGUGGUUCUACCCAGGACUGGGUUUUGGCCCCCACUGGAUAUUCAGCUUACUACUGUGAUGGAGAGUGUUUCUAUCCUCUGGGCUCCUGCAUGAACGCCACAAACCACGCCCUCAUCCAGCAAGUGGUCCACCUCCUGAAGCCUGACGAGGUUCCGAAGGCAUGUUGCGCCCCUACCAAGCUCAGCCCCAUCUCCGUCCUGUUCUACGACGACAACAACAACGUCAUCCUCAAAAAACACCGUAACAUGGUGGUUAAGACAUGUGGCUGUCUAUGAGAGCCACACAGGUUCCACUUUGACACUGAAGAGUCCUAAACCAAACAAAAUGUACAUGAUGGGGUUUUCUACACAGACAUUAACUCUGCCAACGUAAAAGGUUUCUGCUAACAAGUUGAACGAUGGCACUAGAAAUCUAAUUUAACGUGAUUGUUUUGAGUUCUGAUUCAGGAGCAGUGACUUCAGUCUUUAAUCAAUUUUCAAAUACAGUAUUGUCUGUGUCUUGGGUGUUUAUGUCCACAUUGUCAGCUGGGCCUUUUUAUUGAAUAUCUGAGGUAUUUGUUUUUAACAACUUUUCCCCAAACUACCGUACAUGCCUUUCUUAUGCAGCUGUAGUCUCCAUAGAACUGUAGAUUGGAUGGUGAAACAUGCCAUUAGUGGUGCUGGUUGUUUUUACUGUAACACAAUGUCUAUAUGAAGAGAAAAUUGUAUUGAAUUAAUAAAACAAUAUUAACAUUAUCUUGACUUAUGGUCAUAGUUUUUAAAGGACUAAAACCCUAAUAGCUCACUGUAAAUAUAAUAUCACUGCAGGUUAGUUAAGUGGACUCUAUCAAAGCAUUUGAAAAUGUCUCCUCAGGUGUCAAGAGUAUUGACUAUGCUUGCACUAGUCAGCAUUUUAUUAAGUAUUAUACUUAAAGUAGUUCAACCUAGGGCUGGGCGGUAUGACCAAAAAUGCAUAG
Molecule: messenger RNA, 962 nt
Organism: Anarrhichthys ocellatus (wolf-eel)
Lineage: Eukaryota; Metazoa; Chordata; Actinopteri; Perciformes; Anarhichadidae
Product: bone morphogenetic protein 8A-like
Exons: 2
Cellular component (GO): extracellular region
Molecular function (GO): cytokine activity; growth factor activity
Source: RefSeq, a predicted model, not a curated record